AUGGGCUGUGGUGGAAGCAAGAAGAAAACGAAAAUCAACAUUGAGAUGGAGGUCUGCAAUCUUGUAGAUAUCGAUAACAUGUUCAGUGCGGCAGCUGAGCCUCUCGCAACUCUUGACAAGGUUAGUCAUAAACUUAACAAACAUAUCAGAAAGCUGAAAAAGGCAGCUGGCUGCCACAUCAUCAAAGACGCUACAUUCAAAGACGCGCUGGAUUUAGACUAUUAUUUAAAGAAAAAACCUCUUAUAAUUUAUUAUUUUGCAAAUAAAUAAAAAAUAAUCAUUAUUCAUGUAUUGAUUUUUUCUUAAAAAUAACAGACCUGGCUGGAUUCAAUGCUCUAUUGCUACUCAGCGUCAACUGAUGGCGACUUCAGCAAAAUCAAUCUGGAAAUUGUACCAGAAAAGCCAUAUGUGAACAUAGAAAGGCACGGUCUCAAGCCUGAACAUCAUCAUAUUGCAGACGCUUGGAACGACAUGCUAGAAGCAAUAGAAGAAUCCGUAGCAAAAGCAGCCGAGCUCCCAGGACAAUUAAAAGAAUUCUUUGAAAAAAUCCCCGAUUUCCCUAGCCAAGCAAAAAGUGCAUUAGAAAACGCAAAUAUGAUAGACAAAGCUAGAGGAAUAAAGUGCUGUGCUACAAAUGUAUCUAGGCUGACUGCAGCUAGCAAAAUCCUUACUGAGUUCACGAAAACUAUUGCUGAGGUUACUCAAGCACUAGCUAGUUUUGCAAGUAAAUGCACAAGCGAAGAACGAGCAAAGAUAGAAAAAAUUGGCAAGGACGCUCAUAAAGACCAUGUUUAUGUGCCAAAAGAUAUUAUAAGGAAGUUUUGGCCAGACCCUACUAAAAUCGAUCUCACUUUGGAUAAGCCUCCAAAACCAAAGAAAAAGUAA
This is a messenger RNA of Blepharisma stoltei, 885 nucleotides long. The record is from the annotation of a GenBank genome assembly. Lineage: Eukaryota; Ciliophora; Heterotrichea; Heterotrichida; Blepharismidae.